This is a messenger RNA of Danaus chrysippus (African queen), 363 nucleotides long. The record is from the annotation of a GenBank genome assembly. Lineage: Eukaryota; Metazoa; Arthropoda; Insecta; Lepidoptera; Nymphalidae.
CUGCUAGAUUUCGGAAAUGUACCUGAUUCUGCAUCUAUUUAUAUAGAUGAUCGUGUCAGGAAAGUGAGGGAUCAGGAUGAACUACAACCUCAACCGGCCUCUAUGGACUUCCAAGAAGCUCCGCGAGGUGGCGCUGAUCUAACUAAGCGGCGCUACGAACCGAGGUGGCGCCAGCAGUUACAUGUGCAGGCAUCAAAUGCACAACCACUCGCGAUAUACGCAAUGCAGACGUCCAUUAAUACGUCGGUUGCACGAGGUACUGAAGAGUUUGCCUCUUCGUGGGGCGCUUCUGACCGCGCAGCCGGCUGGGUACAACAUACGAACAACCCCCAAGACUUGCUUCGUCAGGAAAGUUCCUUAUAG